Messenger RNA from Tribolium castaneum (red flour beetle), 1805 nucleotides. RefSeq names its product ankyrin-3. The transcript is spliced from 7 exons. NCBI's taxonomy places the organism in Eukaryota, Metazoa, Arthropoda, Insecta, Coleoptera, Tenebrionidae. Gene Ontology annotation, cellular component: nucleus; cytoplasm. The record is from RefSeq and is a predicted model, not a curated record. Gene Ontology annotation, molecular function: protein binding. The coding region runs from base 245 to 1645 and encodes 466 amino acids. Gene Ontology annotation, biological process: regulation of barbed-end actin filament capping.
GAUUCAAUUCAGUUUGACGCCGAGAGCCAAACUAAAGCGUCGCGACGCCAAUUCGUUCAUUUAAACUUCUUCGCAAUAGACCCUUUGUCUGAUUUUCCGGAAUUUUCCGAGUUUUCCCACGGGAUUUUCACAUCGCGCAGUUUACGGUCCUAAUUUCCCCGGCUUGAGGAGCCCGUUUUGGGUGGUUUUGUGUCUUUGGUGCGAAUUUCGUUAAAAAAGGGACAUCAGUGGAGCACUGGGUGGAAUGCCAACCGAGUGCAUUACCAACCCUCUCCAGAGGGAACUCGCCGACUCCAUCAUCCGGAUGGUACCAUUGGACGAAAUCCGGAUUCUACUAGCGUGUGGAGCAAAGGUCAACGAACCCGUUACUCAAGGGUUGCGACCUUUGCAUUAUGCAGUCUGGCAAAGGUACUACGAAGCCGCGCAAUUGCUGUUGACAAGGGGUGGAGAUGUUAAUGCAGUCGAUGAAUGUGGUUACAGCCCUUUGCACCUUUCAGCAGAGCAUGGCUACACCGAAGUGGUGCGUCUGCUGCUCCUGUCGGGGGCCAAAGUCAACUACCGGCCCAACACCGACGAGGACUUCCCCCGGACGACGCAAUGCGACGAGCCCCUGCGGCUCGCCAUCCGCAACAAGCACAUGGACAUCGCCAGGAUGCUCCUCGAGCACGGCGCCGACCCCAACAAGCGCUACUUCUUCGGGGCGGAAAUCAACCUCGUUACGGACCUGGAGUUUCUGGAGCUGUUGCUGACGUUCGGGGCCAAUCCGGACAGCAGGGACAGGUCCGGGCUCACGCCCUUGAUGAAGGCCGUCAGGCAGCCGCAGGGCAUGGAGGCGGCCUUGAUUCUGCUCAAAUAUGGCGCCGAUGUGAACGCAAUGGCGGACGAGAGGCAUGAUUACAGGACCGUACUGCAUUAUGCCGUGUUGUCGGGGAAUUACGAGAUUAUUAAUUUGAUGAUAAAGCAAGGGGCAAAGUUGAAUUAUGACGAGGAGUAUGAUUUGGGGAAGCCGAGUCCGUUGGAUCUGGCGAUUCUGAAGGGGGAUCCCAAGAUUGUCGAGCUGUUGAUUAGAUCAGGUGCAAACGUCAACUGCAGCUCCCCCAUCAUUGGCUCCCCCCUCCACGUGGCCUGUGCCGACAACAUCCCCAACCGCUAUGACAUCCUCCAGAUGCUCCUCAAAGCUGGCGCUGACCCCAACCUCAAAGUCUACAACGACCUCUACGACCACAAUUCGCAACUACGGCCCGUUCUAGUGGAAUAUGUUGCCAGUAAUACCAACCCUAGCCUUGCUGUGGUCAACCUCCUGAUUCGCUAUGGAGCCAAAGUGGUGAUGAAAACGCAAUUUCGGGACCCUGACGGUAUCCUCAAUUCCCUCCAAAACGUUAUCUCGGCCAAAUGUGACUCAAUUUUCUUUCUCUUGCUUGAAGCGAGCGAAUCGUUCGAUGUUUGCAUGAUUCGGAGAAACUCGGUUAUAACGCCUGAGCAGAAGGCGACGCUUUUGGAGCUGGCCAAGUACCCGUUGAGUUUGAGGAGGCAAGUGAGGGUGUUUUUGAGGAGGCUUUUGGGAGGGAAUAAGCUCAUUGAUUCGGUGCCGAGCUUCGAGUUGCCCAAAUGUUUGGAGAAGUAUCUACUCUUUGACUAUAGCUGAUUGGAUUUUGGGCCAAUUUUUUGAUCCCUUGAUUCCGAUUUGUUGGUAUUACGCGUUUUGUAACCUUUCGUUAGGCUGUAGUUUUAUAUAUUUUUAUCCUUAUCGUUUUGUUGUCAAAUUUAUAUAUUUGUAAUCACCGAAAUAAAAUAUUUAAAAAUAA